Messenger RNA from Paralichthys olivaceus (Japanese flounder), 2167 nucleotides. RefSeq names its product solute carrier family 7 member 8b (gene slc7a8b). NCBI's taxonomy places the organism in Eukaryota, Metazoa, Chordata, Actinopteri, Pleuronectiformes, Paralichthyidae. Gene Ontology annotation, molecular function: neutral L-amino acid transmembrane transporter activity; L-amino acid transmembrane transporter activity. Gene Ontology annotation, cellular component: membrane. The record is from RefSeq and is a predicted model, not a curated record. Gene Ontology annotation, biological process: neutral amino acid transport; amino acid transmembrane transport.
UCUCUAUAUGGCCGGUCAGCUGGUGGCUCUUUUGUUAUCUGGUUCACAUCAUGGCCAACAUGAAACCCACCGUCACAUAACAGCGAGCUUCUCCUUCCACCGAGCUACAGCUGCUGCUCACGAGGCGCGCCGGUCUGCUCAGAACCAAUCAUCAAUAAAGUUCCGUUCAGGGAAACAAAGCGCACGAGGCUCCUGCCGGUGAUGAGUUAAUUGGAAAGAAGCGUCGGUUACAGGAGAGGAGGAGGCGCUGCCCCGGUCACCUGAAGCACAGAGGGGGGGACACAGCGGACAGGAUGAGCGAGGAUCCGAGGAAAAGGAGCAGCAGCAGCGGAGGAGAAGGUGGUGGUGGUGGUGGUGGAGGUGGAGGAGCAGCUCACCCGGAGCCGCCCGGGUCUCCUUGUGAUGAGGGCAAUGACGCAGGUGGAAGCUCCGGGGUGGCUCUGAAGAAACAGAUCGGCCUGGUCAGCGCCUGUGGCAUCAUAGUGGGAAACAUCAUUGGAUCGGGGAUCUUUGUGAGUCCUAAGGGCGUCCUGGAGAAUGCCAGCUCAGUGGGCGUGGCCCUGAUCGUGUGGGUCUCCACUGGAGUCAUCACGGCUAUUGGUGCUCUCUGCUAUGCCGAAUUAGGUGUGACCAUCCCCAAGUCUGGGGGAGACUACUCCUAUGUCAAAGACAUAUUUGGAGGACUGGCUGGGUUUCUGCGUCUGUGGAUUGCGGUGUUAGUUAUUUACCCCAGUAACCAGGCUGUGAUUGCUCUCACCUUCUCCAACUACAUCAUGCAGCCUCUCUUCCCCUCCUGCUUCCCCCCAGAGAGCGGCCUCCGUCUGCUGGCUGCAGUCUGCCUCUUGUUUUUGACCUGGGUGAACUGCCACAGUGUGCGCUGGGCCACAUGUGUACAAGACGUCUUCACCACUGGCAAGCUCCUGGCCCUGGGCCUCAUCAUCAUCAUGGGUGUUGUCCAAAUUUGCAAAGGUCACUAUUACUGGUUGGAGCCAGUUCAUGCCUUUGAGACCUUCCGUGACUAUGAUGUCGGUCUGAUAGCUCUGUCCUUCCUGCAAGGCUCGUUUGCAUAUGGAGGCUGGAACUUCCUCAACUAUGUCACAGAGGAGCUGGUCGACCCAUACAGGAAUCUCCCUCGUGCCAUCUUCAUCUCUAUCCCUGUGGUCACGUUUGUUUAUGUCUUUGCCAACGUGGCGUACGUCACAGCCAUGAGCCCCCAGGAGCUGCUGGCCUCUAAUGCUGUAGCAGUGACAUUUGGAGACAAAUUGCUAGGAGUGAUGUCAUGGAUCAUGCCCAUCUCCGUGGCACUCUCCACCUUCGGGGGAGUCAACGGCUCGCUCUUCACGUCAUCGCGGCUGUUCUUUGCAGGAGCGAGGGAAGGCCAUCUCCCACGUCUGCUGGCCAUGAUUCAUGUCACACGCUGCACUCCUAUUCCAGCCUUAGUGUUCACUUCGGUCUCGUCUCUGAUGAUGUUGUGCACCAGCGACAUUUACACCCUCAUAAACUACGUGGGCUUCAUCAACUACCUCUUCUAUGGCGUCACUGUUGCUGGGCAGAUCGUGCUGCGCAUCAAACAGCCUGACAUGUAUCGACCCAUCAAGGUGAGCCUUGUCUGGCCGGUGAUCUACCUGCUGUUCUGGGCCUUCCUGCUGGUCUUCUCUCUCUACUCUGAGCCUCUGGUCUGUGGUAUUGGCCUGGCCAUCAUGAUGACUGGGAUCCCUGUGUAUUUCUUGGGAGUCUACUGGGAAAACAAGCCACAGUGUUUUGAUACUAUUAUUGGUAAAAUGACUCUUCUGUGCCAAAAGCUCUGCUCAGUUGUCUAUCCAGACAUGGGGAAGAGCCCGGAGCCCCCUGUGGUGCCAAAUAAAGCGGAAGCUGGGGAAGAUUGACAAGACCCUCAAACGGCUUAUUCAACAUGUGCAGAGACACGUCCUCUUUAUACUCAGAUGUGGAUUAAAGGUGGAGGAAAAGACGCCUGGAGGACGAGAUCUAGGAGAACGAGUGUACUUUGUCACUUGAUGAAAACGUUAGCACUGAAUAUGUUCUACAGCACUGGACUUUAUUACCCUGUCAUUGACUUACCUGGGUGUUUCAGAUGAAAUAUCAUAUUGAAGUUAUGAAUCACCUAUUUUUGUCAUCGUUGUAAUUAAACAAUUUCCACUCUGUUUUG